Schistocerca gregaria is the source of this 375-nucleotide messenger RNA. Its product is annotated as fatty acyl-CoA reductase 1-like. The transcript has a single exon. Gene Ontology annotation, cellular component: peroxisome. Gene Ontology annotation, biological process: long-chain fatty-acyl-CoA metabolic process. Gene Ontology annotation, molecular function: alcohol-forming very long-chain fatty acyl-CoA reductase (NADP+) activity. The record is from RefSeq and is a predicted model, not a curated record. Bases 1 to 375 code for a protein of 124 amino acids. Lineage: Eukaryota; Metazoa; Arthropoda; Insecta; Orthoptera; Acrididae.
AUGUGUGAUCGCGAGGAAGGCAGUCGCUGCGGCGCUCCGAACCCCGGGGACCGGCCAGGCAGGCCGGGCGUGGCCGAGUUCUUCGCCGGGCGCUGCGUGCUGGUGACGGGCGCCACCGGCUUCGUGGGCAAGGUGCUGGUGGAGAGGCUGGUGCGCUGCUGCCCCGACAUCGCCGCCGUCUACCUGCUGCUGCGGCCCAGGCGAGGGCUCGCCGCCCACGAGAGGCUGCAGCAGCUCACGCAGGGACAGGUGAGCGAUGGCGGCGGCGGCGGCGGCGGCGGCGGCGGCCUGACAGCGAUGUUCCCGUCCCGUCACAUCCCUUCCGCGUUGCCACAGCCCCUCAGUACCUCUGUCGGCAGCGGUAAUCCUGUAUGA